Messenger RNA from Arachis stenosperma, 1161 nucleotides. Its product is annotated as arginine decarboxylase-like. NCBI's taxonomy places the organism in Eukaryota, Viridiplantae, Streptophyta, Magnoliopsida, Fabales, Fabaceae. The coding region runs from base 1 to 1161 and encodes 386 amino acids. Gene Ontology annotation, biological process: spermidine biosynthetic process; L-arginine catabolic process. Gene Ontology annotation, molecular function: arginine decarboxylase activity. The record is from RefSeq and is a predicted model, not a curated record. The transcript has 2 exons.
AUGCCGGCCUUGGCGUGUUGUGUUGAUGCGGCACCUCUACCAUGUCCCGCCUUUGCAUUCACCGGGGGCCUCUCUUUUCCAGCACCGAUCACCUUUCCAGCUGCCGCACCUCCCUUCACAACCGGCGAGAUCAAUUCCCAUUGGUCUCCAUCCAUGUCGGCGGAGCUCUAUAACAUCAACGGGUGGGGGGGUGCUCCGUAUUUUACGGUGAACUCCUCCGGGAACGUGGCGGUGUGCCCCCACGGCUCCGCAACGCUGGGUCACCAGGAGAUUGAUCUGCUCAAGAUCGUGAAGAAAGCCACCGACUCCAUCUCAUGUGGCGGUCUCGGCCUACAGCUGCCUCUCAUGGUUCGCUUCCCUGAUAUCCUCAAGCACCGCCUCGAAUCCCUUCAAUCGGCCUUCGACUACGCGAUCCAGUCUGGCGGAUACGGCUCUCUCUAUCAGGGGGUCUACCCGGUGAAGUGCAAUCAGGACCAGUUCAUCGUGGAGGACAUCGUGAAAUUCGGUUCAUUGUUCCGGUUCGGUUUGGAGGCUGGGUCGAAGCCAGAGCUGUUGUUGGCUAUGAGCUGUUUGUGCAAAGGCAGCGCAGAAGGUCUUCUUGUUUGCAACGGAUUCAAAGACGCAGAGUACAUUUCCCUUGCGUUGGUUGCAAGGAAGCUUGCCUUGAACACCGUGAUUGUUCUGGAGCAAGAGGAAGAGCUUGACAUGAUCAUCGAUCUCAGCAAAAAGCUAUGCAUCAGACCAGUGAUUGGCUUCCGGGCCAAGCUGAGGACCAAGCAUUCGGGCACUUUGGGUCACUUCGGGAGAGAAGGCAAGUUUGGGUUAACCACCGCUCAGAUUGUGAGGGUUGUGAAGAAGCUUCAAAUCUUGGGCAUGCUUGAUUGCCUGCAGUUGUUGCACUUUCACAUUGGCUCUAUGAUCCCAUCCACUUCACUCCUUGCCGAUGGAGUUUCGGAGGCUGCACAGAUAUACUGUGAGCUGGUUCGUAUGGGAGCUAACAUGAGAGUCAUAGACAUCGGAGGAGGCCUUGGCAUUGAUUAUAAUGGCUCCAAAUCCAGCGACUCAGACGUGUCUGUUGGGUACGGCCUUGAAAAGUCAUCCAUGAAGACUUCCAGAAAUUUUUCCACCAUAUCAGAAAAAAUUGAGAGCAUGCACCGGUAA